AUGGCUUCUCCCUCUACCUCGCAACGCCUAAACGGCAAGGUCUGCAUCGUCACCGGGUCCUCUUCCGGCCUUGGCAGGGCCAUAUCCUUGGCAUAUUCUCGCGAGGGAGCCAGCCUCGUAUGUGUCGACCUGAAGCCGGGCGCUCGCGCUGAGGUGGCUUCCGAAUGCGAAGUCAAUACGGAUGAGCUGGUCAGGCAAAAAGGCGGCCGUGCCGUGUUCAUCAAAGCGGAUUUGAGCAAGGCCGAUGAGGUGGAGGCCAUGGUGCAUCGGGCUGUUGCUGAGUACGGUCGGAUUGACGUACUUGUAAAUAAUGCAGGAAUUUCCAUCGAGGCAAACAAUGCACCUCUCAGGAUUCACGAAACCCCGGAUGAGACAUGGGACACGACAAUGGCCGUCAACGUCAAGUCCAUAUUCUUGACCUCCAAGCAUACCCUCAAGCAGAUGCUGACCCAGGACGCCUUUCCUUCUGGGGAUCGAGGGUGGAUCAUCAACAUGUCGUCCAUUUUCGGACUGGUUGCCGGCCACAACAACUGCUCAUAUGCUGCGUCCAAGGCCGCCGUGUCGAACCUCACGCGGCAAGUCGCUCUAGACUACGCUCCGGAAGGCAUCCACUGUAAUGCAAUCUGUCCUGGCUAUACACAGACAGCCAUUUUCAAGAACACAGUGGCCUAUUUGGACGACGCCGAAGGCAUUCGUUCACGACACCCUCUUCACGGUGUCGGCGUUCCCGAGGACAUCGUUGGAGCUGCCAUCUUUCUUGCUAGCGCUGAGGCGAGGUGGAUUACCGGCGUGUCUCUUCCCGUUGACGGAGGAUAUACGGCUCAGUAAAUGCUGGAGUUUGACUACUAGGAAUGAUCAUGAGGUGUCAGAUAUAACCACCAAUGCGAUAUUGGGAUUGUAGCAAUGAACCUGAAGCUC
Messenger RNA from Ilyonectria robusta, 918 nucleotides. RefSeq lists its product as uncharacterized. NCBI's taxonomy places the organism in Eukaryota, Fungi, Ascomycota, Sordariomycetes, Hypocreales, Nectriaceae. Gene Ontology annotation, molecular function: oxidoreductase activity, acting on the CH-OH group of donors, NAD or NADP as acceptor. The record is from RefSeq and is a predicted model, not a curated record. The transcript is spliced from 4 exons. The coding region runs from base 1 to 828 and encodes 275 amino acids.